Molecule: messenger RNA, 1101 nt
Organism: Wasmannia auropunctata (little fire ant)
Lineage: Eukaryota; Metazoa; Arthropoda; Insecta; Hymenoptera; Formicidae
Gene: Ski6
Product: exosome complex component RRP41
Exons: 3
Coding region: 102-917 (271 amino acids)
Biological process (GO): poly(A)-dependent snoRNA 3'-end processing; U4 snRNA 3'-end processing; nuclear mRNA surveillance
Cellular component (GO): nucleolus; cytoplasmic exosome (RNase complex); nuclear exosome (RNase complex)
Source: RefSeq, a predicted model, not a curated record
CCGUGCUCUGCCCCACGUGUGUGCGUAUGUAAACAAGGUUGCAUGAGGUUACGUACGACUUGUUUUAAGUUUUAAACAGUUUAAACAAUCGGUAAGAUACAAUGGAGAAUCAGGAGGAUGAUCAAGGCGGACUGCGUGUCGACGGCCGACGAGCGUUGGAAUUGAGGCAAAUCCGUAUGCGGAUGGGAGUGUUCGGGCAGGCUGACGGUAGCGCGUAUAUAGAGCACGGCAACACGAAGGUUUUGGCCACGGUGUACGGCCCUCGACAGCCAAGAAGCAGUGCGUCGAAGAACAGUACAAAAGCCAUCAUAAAUUGUCAGUACAGCAUGGCCGUGUUUAGCUUUACCUCCGGCGAGCGGAAGCGCAGACCCAGGGGAGACUGGAAGUCGCAGGAGAGAUCGGCGCAAUUGCGCCACGCGAUGGAGGCCAUAAUACACUUGGAACUGUAUCCGCGCUCUCAGAUCGAUGUCUUCGUGGAAAUUCUGCAGGUCGACGGCAGCGAUUAUUGCGCGUCCGUGAACGCUGCGACGCUUGCGUUGAUUGACGCUGGAAUUCCAAUCAAGAAUUAUGCCAUCGGCUGCAGCAUAACUCUUGUCAACAAGCCGUCGAUAGAGGAUGAAGAUAAAACGUUGGCGACAGGAGUGUUAGACGCGAACUACGUGGAGGAGUGCUCGCCGGGAGUUACCUUGUCCGUUGUCGCGUUACCGGGAACGAAUAAUGAGGUCGAAGUGGAUGGGAACGGUUUGAUAGUGGUAGCACACGGGGCGGGGCAGAGAUUACAUCUGUCACGUUUGGAAGCGCUCAAGCAACGCUCGUUGCAAGGUUGUCAGGAUAUAAAAAAUAUAUUGGACCGUGGCGUGAGGCAUCAUCUAACUGCGAAUCUGCUGCCUUCUUUUAUGCACAAUUCACUUGAGUAGGAGGAAUAAUUAUAUUUCACUAGCACUCUGUAAGAGAUUUUAUAUAAUUUAAUUAUCACUGUACAUAAACGAUCUACUAAAAAAUUGUUUUCUUAGAAAAUUUCACAGUUUCGAAUGUUUCUCUUGAGUAGAAAAAUACUUCGCUAUUUCUCUGUUAAUAAACAGUCCAUUUUUUUCGGAGUUA